UCAGAAUCUAGUCCGAGCCGCGCCAUCCUCUUGUCUCCUCUCCACCCGUCCCUCGUUGCAACCUCUCCAUCGCAAUCACAUCUGUUCCUCGCUCAUCUCGACUUCCUCCCUCUCUCGCCGCAGCGACUCUGAUUCACGAGCCGCGAACCGCGAGCCAAGCCUCAACGCCUAGCCGAGCCCGAUCUCAAGCCCAGUCUCAUCGAUCCCAGCGUCCCAGCUACCCAGCAACAGCAAGCCCAUAUAGGCCCUCUCCUCUAACCCCAGCUUUCUCCUCAGUAGUAUCUUGUUCUCUGGUCUAGUAGUAUAUCCCGCGCCAUGCGCCCCACCCUCCUCGCCGUUCUGGCGCAGCUCGCGGUCACCGCUGCCCUCCCCUACCACCUCGGGGGAGGUUAUGUGCUCCUCGAGCAGCGCCAGCUCUCUUCGCCCGGCGACCCAACACCCCCGUUGACACCGCCUGCAACCCCAUCGCCGACCGAUCCCUCACCUACUCCUACGCCGUCUCCCUCCCCAACGACGCCUCAACCCCCUCCGACGUCCGAACCUCCUCCCUCAACACCUGCACCACCUCCCACUUCUGACCCUCCCCCUCCCCCUCCUUCAUCGGAUCCCCCUCCCCCUCCCUCUACGUCGGAACCCCCGCCGCCUCCCACAAGCGUAUCACCCCCACCUACAUCUGAACAACCGCCCACGAUUCCGCCUACGUCUGACCCGCCUCCGCCUACCAGUAUACCCACAACGUCAGUAUCUCCCCCAGACCCGCCCUCGUCUUCUGCGAGUGGUGAACCUACCCCUACGAGCGAGGGGCCUGCCCCCACGAGCCAGGCGCCACCUACGAGCCCAGUACCGCCCACAAGCGAGUCUCCACAGCCUACGAGCCAAGUACCUCCUACCACUGAGCCGCCGCCGACGAGCGCGGCACCGACUAGCAACCCCAGCGAGUCCCCGGUGCCGCCUCCAUCGAGCCCCCCGAGUCCAACGAUACCGCCAAGCUCUGUGGCGCCUCCUCCCCCAUCCACUCCCGCCGCCUCCAGCCCCUCUAUCCCUCCCCCAUCGACCCCAGACCCCUCCUCGGCUCUUCCAACAGCUCCAGGCCCCUCCUCCGCUCCCUCCCCGAUCCUCUCAAACACGAUUAUUAACCCUAGCAGCCCAGCCCCUCCCCUUCCGUCCACACCUGUUCCCAGCACGCCCGCCACCUCCGACCCCCCGCCGUCGACCCCAGUGCCCUCUCCCACCGCCUCCCCCGACCCCAACACCCCCGUCCCUCCCACCACCACCACCACUCCUCCUCCCUCCCCCACACCCUCUACCCCGCCCUCUCCUCCCCCCUCGAGCGUCCCGCCCACGAGUGCCCCGCCGUCGUCUGACGUUACAGUGCCGUCCCCAGUGUCGCCUACGGUCGUCCCGCCGUCCUCAGAGCCGCCCACUCCAAGCCAGAGCUCGGCGCCAAAUCCCAGCCCGAGUGCUCCGCCGCCGUCCACGCCCGCGUCGGUGACUCCAGUCCCUCCGGCAUCGAGCAACCCGCCGCCCCCCGCGUCUGGCGGCGUCACGAGCAUCCCUGGCCCAGUGACGACCGGCCCGCCUCCAAGCGGCCCCAUCACGAACCCAGGCCCCGUGACCACAAACCCCCCUGCUCCGGUGACCACGGCUGGUGGUGGCGGAACCCCGGGCGUUGUCGCCCCGAGCCCCGGCACAGGCGGCAAUACAGGCGCCCAACCUGGUGGGACCACUGCUGGCACUCCAGGUGGUAACACUGGUGGCACUCAGCCCCAGCCCCAGCCCCAGCCUCAGCCGCAGCCGCAGCCCCAGCCUCAGCCUCAGCCUCAACCUGGCACUGGCACUGGCGGCACCACUGGCAACACCGGCAACACUGGUGGCAACACUGGCGGCAACGCUGGCGGCCAACAGCCAGCCCCCGCACCCGCCUUCCAGCCGGCCGUCUUGACAUUCACGGACGUCGUGACGAACAGAGUGACGCGCACGAACCCGGACGGCACAGUGCAGACGACAGACAGCGUCGGCGUCGUCGUGGUGACAUUGACGGCGCCCGUGACGAACUCGAACGGCGAAGUGGUGCUCACCCGCACGCUCCCGCGCGGCUCGGGGCAGCCGACCAACGACGUAGUGGUGGUGACGAUGACGUCGCGCGUCAAGCCGGUGCAAGCGACGCAGACACAGUCGAUCGUCGACAACGGCGGUGCGCUGCAAACCUCUGGUGCGCAGUCCGCCAAGCCUGCCGCACUCACGCUCGCCCUCGCCCUCACCCUCGCCGCCCUCCUCGCCGCCGUAUAA
Cutaneotrichosporon oleaginosum is the source of this 2289-nucleotide messenger RNA. RefSeq lists its product as uncharacterized. The record is from RefSeq and is a predicted model, not a curated record. Lineage: Eukaryota; Fungi; Basidiomycota; Tremellomycetes; Trichosporonales; Trichosporonaceae.